This is a messenger RNA of Chiloscyllium plagiosum (whitespotted bambooshark), 3496 nucleotides long. NCBI's taxonomy places the organism in Eukaryota, Metazoa, Chordata, Chondrichthyes, Orectolobiformes, Hemiscylliidae. The record is from RefSeq and is a predicted model, not a curated record.
AUAUCUUCUUUUUGCGAAGAGGUAUCAAAGUGGGUUAAGGCCUCUGUAGACUUUGAAAGUGAUUUACUGGUUCUGUCCCUCCUUUCCUGAACUAAAGGUAAUUUGGCUGGUUUUGGUCUGUUUACCACAUGAUCAUUUUUAAAAAAUUGGAGCAAAUUAAUUUCUCUGACAAUAUUCAAUUUCAAACAGAGCACUGAAGUCCCUUUUGAAGACUACAGGGGUAUUAUUUUUUGUACCAUGUAUUAUAAAAAUGACAACUGAAAAAAAUGGGGAUAUUAUAAAUGUUUGGCAAAUUGGAAUAUUGUCAAGGAAAUUCAUAAUUUUGAAUGGUUCACUUGGGGACAUAAUGUCUUCACCUCUUCCAAUGGUCCUUAUAGGAGAAGGCCACGUACUGCAAAUGAGGAAUGAGAUUUUGGAGACUGUUGGGCAAAGAGGAGUCUUGCAGAAUACUGGAAUUGAUGAACAGAUGGAGGAGACUGGGAAUCGGGAGAUGUUAAUGAAUAAUGUUCAAGAAAAGGACAUAAAUGAGGAGUAUGACGAACUGACUGAGGGUGAGGCACCAGCAGUGACUGUAAGAGAUAACGGAGAUGCCGACCAGGUAGAACGUGCUGCAGCUAAUCUUGAUGAUGGAAAACAAAGUGCAUGUGACACACAAAGUCUUGGAGGUAAAGAGGUAUCUGAGGAAAUAUGGCAUGCCCUGGGAUCUGGAGGAGGAAUCCAAUGCUGUGGUAGCAUGGAGGAGAGUGAGAGUGAGAGUGACCUUGGAGUGAAUGAGAAACAUAUGCAGGAAAAUGUCAAACAGAAGCUUGAUCAUAAUGAGAGAAGCCAGACUGAAGUUGGAGACCCGAGAUCUCAUGGAGGGAUGAGGAAGGAAAAUUAUCCAGAAUUUAGAAAUGACAUAGAUGUCCUGUGUAAUGACAGUGCCGAGGCAGAAGCUGACAAUCGAACCAUUGUGGAGGAAACUCAAAAAGUCGUGCAACAAGUGCUGGAAAAUGCGAUAGAAACUCUGCAGCAGGACACGUGUGGGUGUGAUUUACAGGAAGAGUCGAGGAAUGAGGAAAAAAAGGUCACCCAAGAGGGAGUAGGAUCAAUUCAGAUGAGAGAGGAUGACUUGACUGGGAUGCAGGAGCAGUCUGCUGAAGUUGUUCAUGUCAGAGAGAAGGAAUUAGAUGAGACAAUGAACAAAGAGAUGGGUGAGGAGCGGGUGGCCAUGAGGGACAUUGGGUUCCAUCCUACAACAAACGAGAGUGAAAUCUGCACAGGGAAUCUUAACAAUGAGUUAGGCACAGCGAGUGGAGAAACAGGGUGUGUGCUGGAUAUUGCAAUUGGUCAGAAUGAAAAGUCUAAGUCCGGUGGAGGGGACAUGGAUCUCAUGGUUAGCUCAAUACAGGACAAAGUUAAAAAUGGAGAAGGAAGGGAGCAGUUAGUGGGCACAACCUUUGUACAGCUAGAGAAAGAAGUGGAGGAAAUUGCAGAAAAAACUGAGAUUGGAAAUUAUUCACUAACGCAGACAGACCAACAGGAGGUGGAGUUAGGUGAAAAGGUCACUUGCCAUCUGAUUGGAGCAAGAAGUCCAAUAGUAGAUGAUGAAGUAAAACAGCCUUUUAGCCAUAAUGAAGAAUGGAAAGGUGAACCAACUGUGACAGGCAAGGCGGAAGGUGAUUUACAGGAAGGAGAAGUGAUGGACCUGGGAUCAGAGGAGGAACCAAUCAUUGAUGAAGUCAAGUCAAAUCCAGGUGUAGAGGAAGUUGACAGAACCAGUCAGGCAGUGCUCCAAGGAAAGGUAGAAGGUAAUUUGGAAGCCAGUUGUCUUCAGGAAAUGACACUGAUUGGAGAGGAAAAUAAAGCAGCAAUUGAGGUUGGGAAUCAGGCCUUUGGUGAUGACAAGAAUUACCAAGGGGAUGAGGUAAAGUGGCAUGAAGAAGAUGAGGAAAAUAUCCAAGACACUGGUGAAGCCAGGAGUCAGAGAAAGAAUGAGGAUAUGAUCAUCAAAAACCAGGAUGAUGAAAGGGAAAUCAAAGGUCUUAGUUCUGAUGAGGGCAAAGGUCACGAAGGGGAUAAAGAAGAGGAGAUUGAACAGGGGAAAGACAGGGAGGUGGAAAGUCCGAGGAAUUAUGAGGAUGAGAUCAAAGGCAUCAAGUGCAAUGAGAUCAGGAGUCAAGGAGAGAAAGAGGAUGAAACUGAUGACAGUGCAGGUCAAAAUGAGAUUGAAGAUUGUGAAGAGGUGGUGCCAGUUCCUGGGAUAGUUAAUAGUGAGUUCAGGGAAAAGAGAGGUGAAAGUGAAAGCUCCAGUGCUAGGGAAUCUGGUGAAGAGGAGAGUGAGGUCAAAGUUCCGAUUGAAGAAGAGGGUGAGGUCAAAGGUCUAACUGAAGAAGGACGUGAGGUCAAAGAUCCCCAGGAAAUGGAGGACAGUGAAGCCAGAGGUCCUGUUGAGGAGGAUGGGGUUAGGGUUCAAGGUCCCCAAGAAGAGAAUGGCAAGUUCAAAGACAUCAGAGAGGAAGAUAAUGCCAAAGGGCUCAGAGAGGAGGAUAGUGUGGACAAACACUCUGAAGAGGAGGAUAAAGCCAAAGGCUUCAGAAAGGAGAUGGUGAAAAGUCACCAAGAAUGUAAGGAGGUUGAGAUCACUUGUACCAAAGCAGAGGAGAAUAAUGUCCAAGCCACCAGAAAGGAUGAGUUCAAAGGUCCCCUUGAAGAGGUAGAGGACGGGGUCAAAGAUCCCAGAGAGGAGAAGACCAAACAUCCCAAUGAGGGGAUGAUGGAUGAGGUCAUAUUGCCCAAAGAAGUGGAGAAGGCCAAAGAUGCCAUAGAAGUGGUGGGGGUGGUCAGUGUCAGAGAAGACGAGGAUGAGGUCCAGUGUGAACUGAAAGGUGAGAAACUACUUUGCACAAACCUUAAGGGAACUGUGCAAGAAAUGGGGAAGGAGGUCAGCCUAGGUGAAGAGUCAAAAGGAGUAUUUCCUAAUUUGGGAACAACAAAAAAAGAGAGGGAUGAAAUGGAGGAAAAGAUGGGAUUUCAACAAACUGAGUGUGAUUUAAGUGCUGUAGUCCAAGAGAUUGACCAAGGGAACCAAACACAAAACGAAGAAGAAACUAACAAGGGCAAAUCAGAAACUAAUACUGAAGGUGUUUAUGAAGUAAUAGACAGCAAAGACGACCAAGGAACACCCAUAAAAGAAGAAGCUACAAUAACAGAAGAGGUAACAGCUAAGGAGAGUCUGUCAGUGAGUAAUGAGGAAGAGGUGAGGCAAGUGAAAGAGUACAGUAGCAAUAAAGAAUUUGAGGGAGAUACUCAGCUGUCAGAAGGGUUUGAAAGUGAUUUUGUAGAAAACAAUGAAAGAGAAAGGCACAAAUUGAAUGAAAAGUCAGAGGAAGUAGCACAAGGGAAUGUGAAACAAGAUUCUCUAAAGAAUACAAUGGUUUUGGAUAAUGUUAUAGACCAAGGUGAGACCCAAAGCUCCAGUGCAAAUGAACGCAUGGUAUGUGGUGAAGAGGAAGGA